AUGGAACACUCACCUGGGACCCAAUUACGCACUCAACUCCAGCAGGUUGAAGCUUCGCUCGCCGCUUUACCCCCCAUCCCACCCGAUGCAAGCCCUGGAACGAUUAAAAAGCGCGACGAUCUGUUGGAAGACAUUGAAGGGAAGCUUGUGGGAUGUGCAGAAUCCGUGGGGCAACACCGCCGCCGACGAGCUGAACGUCAUGGUGGUGGGGCUGAUGAGGGUGCUGGUGCUGGUGCUGGUGCUGGUGCUGGUACUGGUGCUGGAGAUGGCGGUGGACAGCCGCGUGUGCUCACUAAUGAGGAUAAGCGCGUCCAGGCGAUAUUUGCGUGCUUUGACCAGCCAGCGCUGAAAGCAAAGGACUUUAGAGCGGCCUUGCUUUCAUUUCCUGGGGUCGGGCAUCGAGAUCAACGUGAGGAAGAAGCUUUCAAGCGCCUCGUGCGUGGAUAUGAAGACCAAAGUCAGCAGUGGAGAGCUGAAUUGGAAUCCGUUGUAAUCACCCGUAAUCCAUGGGAUGGGUUCCUGGAGUCGCAGAGCAGCGUGAUGAGCAGCGAGUCCUUGCUUGAGUACGUCAUCCGCACCAUUGAGAUGUUCAAAUUCUUGGCAAUCUGGGAAGAGACGGGCGAUGGCUCUCGUGCAUGGAAAACCGAGUUCAUUGAGAAACAAUGCUGGAAGAAGCAUCCAGAGCAAUAUGCUCGUUGGGAGAGUGCAGAUGGCGAGGCAAAGGAGAAGGAAGAAAAGGCUGUAAAGACGAUACUCGGCAAAUUUCGGAAAGACCACUCUCGUAUGAUGACAUCGAAGAAACAGCUCCUCAAGCUGUACAGACACUUUGGCGCGGUGAUUUUGAUGGACCGCACCUGGGACUGGAACGAUGGAGGCGUACAACGCAAACGAAGCAUGUCAUUUGACAGACUUCUUGACCGCAUCUGCGAAGAGUUACCCAAGGUUAAUGGGGUAGCACGACCGGCACUGAGGUACGAGAUGGGUGCGAGCUCACUUGGUGAUGUCGUCACUAUUUUCAGUACAGCCAAGGUUGCUCAGCACAUUCAAGACUUUUUAGACGAGUAUCCCCCAAUCCGGUAUGAGUAG
Messenger RNA from Desarmillaria tabescens, 1086 nucleotides. RefSeq lists its product as uncharacterized. The coding region runs from base 1 to 1086 and encodes 361 amino acids. The record is from RefSeq and is a predicted model, not a curated record. The transcript has 4 exons. Lineage: Eukaryota; Fungi; Basidiomycota; Agaricomycetes; Agaricales; Physalacriaceae.